GAUAUAUAUUUGAACCUCAUAUUCACACAAAAUGGCAGCGUCCAUGUGUGAGGCCAAUAAUUUUCAGUUUUGUGCCAAGCCCGGGGCCAAGUCAGACACUCUUUAGUUUUUCAGUGUUUGAUUAAUGCGUAGACUUUACUGAUAAUAAAGCAUUGUAUUCCCAUAAUAUUCAUUUGAUUUACUUGCGUAUGUCAUGUAUAGACUAACUUAUUAGUCUAAGUUAAUCCAUCGAGCUAAUCUGCAAGCUGCAGCUGUAUCUCCGCCUCCGGUGAUGAUGGCCUCCACCUUGAUCCGCCGGUCGGCCCCGUGUUUUCUCGGGAGGAAAACGCGAGUUUCCGGUCCGUGGUCUGCGGCGCCAACGUGGCCAGCGCCAGCGGGCGCGGAUGUAACGUUAGGUGGCCAUUCAUCACGGGUUCACAGCAGCAGCAAACGGCUGAUGGUGGACAGGGUAUCAACUAUUUCAAAGUUUCUACCCUUCAACAAUGACAUCAUCGUGUGCAACAGACAAUUGUUAUGCAGAGCAAGAGGACUUAAAUUUCUGGAUCAUUAUUCCCAAGAAUUUUCUUCAAGUUCAAAUGAAAAGUCAGGAAUAACUGAAAAGGAAUUAAAAAGAGAAAUUGACGAUUUGACUGACAGAUUUAUGGAGACAAGAGAACUCUUGGAAGAUGCUAUGGAGGCCAAAGGCACAGUCUACUUCAAUGAUGAUCUCAAAGAUGCCAAGGAGGCUGUUCAAGAAACGCUGUCUCAGUUUGAGGAUCUGAUGGUGAAAUUGAGCGAGGAGCAGGAGAGGAAUGUGAGGAGAACCAUUGGACUCAAGAUGGAGGAGCUCCGAGCACAAGAGGCAAUGAUUGAUGAGAGUAUGAAAGAUUGAAUGUCAAUUAGAAUUUGUAUUGGUUAAUUUUGUUCAAGGAAAGUCAGAUGUUUUCAAAGAAUACAUUACAAAUUAAUGAUUGUUAAUGUUAAUAUUUAACAUGACCUGUAUGUUAGGGUGUCAUAACAUCAAAGGAAGACUUAUUAGUUUUUCCAUUACCAUUUUCUUAUAGCUAUGAGGCAUUGGGCAUCAUUCCUCGCCAUAGCUUUUAUUUUAGAGUCUUAUUAUUACAGGAUUUGGAAUUGCUGCAUCAAAUAUGCAAUUUUUCCAUAAUGGCACUUGUAUCGUCCCAUUCAGCAGACAAAAAUUGCAAUUGUCUCGGCACCAGAUAAAUUUAGCUAUAUGUUAUAAAGAUACCUGAAGAUGAUAAAGCAAUUUUGCAACAAACGCAGAACCCAUGAAAACUAUAAUGUUCCGAAAAUUUUGAAUAAAUUUUAAUUGCUCUAUAUUGUUAAUGCAUUUACUUGGGGGAAUUUCUUCCCAGCUGAGAUAAAGCACUCCAUUGUGAAGUUAUCAUAUAUUCAGAUCCCCUAUUCAGGGUUAAACAACUUUACCGUUGCUUGUCCAUUUAUUAUCAGUCUAUUGUGUUUACUAUUUGCUUACCUCUUUAAAUCCAAUUCACUCAUCAGCCUCAGUUUCAUGUUAGGCUAUAUUGCACUUUGCAGAGUUGAUACAAAUGCUUAGAAUUUAAUAAUUAUAUAUUUUCUUGUAGUAAAAGAAAAAAACAUCUUACAAAAAAGCAUUCACAACACCAACAGAAUAGGUAUUUCACAAAUGUUACCGGUAUUUGUAAUUUUUGCUAGUGUGCUGAUAGUGAAACCUUGUGUGCCCCUUUUCUUUUUUAUUUAUUCAGCCAACACAACAGGGUCUUGUUGAAUUCUUUCUACCGCACAAAGUAUACUCCAAGAUUAUGUUUUGUUAUAUAAAUAUUACUUUUCUGAGAGGAAGGGCUAUUUUAAAGUGCUGUGUGUUUUGCAGAUUGAUAUCUUACUUUUAGCCUGACAGAAUUGGAGAUUUGUUUGGACACAGUUCAUUCUUUGUAUCAUUGAUUUGGUAUGUUGUAUUGGAAUGGAUUCCCCCUUAUGAUCAAUUGCUUUUUUUUUACCUGAAUAUUAAAAGUUCUCUUCCAAUCAUGAAGCCAAAGUUUUGCAUGUCUUAUGAUCUGAGAGGUAUCAAGGUGCCUGCAAAGUUUCCUUGGUAAUGUUAUUAGUAUCAGACAAUCUAGCAAAGAAACAGUGAAAACAUUUAAGAAAUCAUAAAAGAUGUAUGGAAUUAUGUAAUCAUGCUAAUUAAAUUGAAUGUGUUUGAUUGUUGGUAAAAAGUAAAUCUGGCAAGUGUUUGACAGAUUACUUGGAUAUAACAUGCUUCAUGAUACAUGUGACACCAUGUGCAAGUUAACUAUAUUUGUGAAACACAUGUAUGAAGUACUUUAUGAAUAUAAAUGAGAAAUGUUGUAUGAACAUUGUAUUUUGAACAUUAAACUAUACUAAACUUGAUAAAAAGUA
Messenger RNA from Lytechinus pictus (painted urchin), 2376 nucleotides. RefSeq lists its product as uncharacterized. Bases 272 to 871 code for a protein of 199 amino acids. The record is from RefSeq and is a predicted model, not a curated record. The transcript has 2 exons. NCBI's taxonomy places the organism in Eukaryota, Metazoa, Echinodermata, Echinoidea, Temnopleuroida, Toxopneustidae.